Messenger RNA from Solanum tuberosum (potato), 534 nucleotides. RefSeq lists its product as uncharacterized. The transcript has a single exon. The record is from RefSeq and is a predicted model, not a curated record. NCBI's taxonomy places the organism in Eukaryota, Viridiplantae, Streptophyta, Magnoliopsida, Solanales, Solanaceae. The coding region runs from base 140 to 490 and encodes 116 amino acids.
UCUAUGUCUCAUUAUAUUCCACGCAACUAAUUAAUUUCUUUUGAACGAAGAUCAGUGAGAAUUUAUAUAGUCGAUUCAAACUUACUAGGAAUUGAGACGUAACCGUUAUUAUCGUUGUUGAUCAAAGUUAUUGCUUACAAUGGAUGUCAAGAGUUUGUAUAGAAGCUUUAGCAAAAGAAGUAGAAGUGUUAGACUAGGAAGAAGUGAUCAUGAUGAUAUUGAAGGAGUGAAAGAAUCAAUUUCAAAAAGUGGAGGUAGCAAAAGUUCAAUUUGGAAAGUUUUGUGGAAGAAGUUGUCAAAAGAGAAGAAGGAAAAUAAGAAGGGAUUAAGGCUCGAGUGUUCUAGGUCAGUUCAUGUGCAAAUUCCUCGAUAUGAUGAAUAUACUUACUCACAAAAUUUUGACAAUGGCUUCAGUUUGGAUGAACCUGAUCAUCUCUUUAAGUCAUUCUCUGUUCGCUAUGCUGAUCCAUCAAAAUUACUUUUGAAGUGAUUAAGAUACAUGUAAAUCAUGUAAUUAAUUAGUGAUUGUGCAUG